AUGGUGAGUCUCUCGUUGGUACUGGUUCAACCGCCAAGGCUAAUCCACCUGCAGGCCAAUCUCCCUAAUCUACGACGCCUCUUUGUCGAGGCCAGAACGGAAGUCGAGGAGAACGAGUACUCCCGCACCGCGUUCUACAAUCUAGUCCUUUUCAUCUCGUCCGUCGCUGUCUUCAGCCUCGCUGCUCAACGUAUGAGCGGACCCAAGGCCGCCCGAUGA
Messenger RNA from Penicillium argentinense, 219 nucleotides. RefSeq names its product DUF5310 domain-containing protein. The record is from RefSeq and is a predicted model, not a curated record. NCBI's taxonomy places the organism in Eukaryota, Fungi, Ascomycota, Eurotiomycetes, Eurotiales, Aspergillaceae. Bases 1 to 219 code for a protein of 72 amino acids. The transcript has 2 exons. Gene Ontology annotation, biological process: outer mitochondrial membrane organization.